UAUUUACAGAUUGUAUUGUCAAUAAACUGAAUAAAUUAUACAUCGGAUAACUGAUGCAUAUUUCAUGCACAGGAGGAAGUGACGCAAGAAGGUGCCUGUAACGGAAGCGAGACGGCUGAUGCCCUUGUGGAAGAUGGCUCAGCGGUUGUUCCUGAAUCCUGCCCUUGCUCACUCUAUAAAAAGUCUUAUUGUUCCAGCACAACCCAUGUUUACAGUGUUAGUAAGGUUUAGAAAAGCACACUGUUGUCAACCUCUAUAUACAGUUCAGCGUUUUUCCACUCUCCCUAAUGUCCGUCACUUCUCCAGCUCACUGAAACACAGAGUAACGUUCAAUGUUCAAGAUGCAGAUGAUUUCCAAGAACGGGUAGUUGCUAGUGAGACCCCUGUUGUUGUGGAUUUCCAUGCACAGUGGUGUGGACCCUGCAAGAUCUUAGCACCAAGAUUGGAAAAGAUGAUUGCCAAGCAACAAGGAAAAGUGCUGAUGGCGAAAGUAGAUAUAGAUGACCAUACUGACCUGGCCAUUGAGUAUGAGGUGUCUGCUGUGCCCACAGUGCUUGCGAUAAAAAACGGAGAUGUUGUGGACAAAUUUGUUGGACUGAAAGACGAGGACCAACUAGAAGCUUUUCUUAAGAAGCUGAUUGGACCCUAAUUUGAUAUGCAAUCUUAAAAGAUAACUGUGCUCUACCAAAAAGGCAUACAUCUAUUUACUUAAGCCCCAUCUGGCCUAUGUGUACUUUUCCUGUGUUUUCAUCCUAAACUCAGUACUUCAUAACACAAUAUACAUUAUAUAAUACAAUGGGACAUUUGAAUAUAACUUUGAAUAUAACUCACUUUACAUUAAGCAAAGUUUCUAUUAUUAUGCAUAUUUCUUUUUUGUUAAUGUGAACCUCAUGCCUAUUUUAAGGCAAACCAGUUUGCUCUGCAGGCCAUUCUGGCAAUGACCAGCACAUGGUAAAUUAAUAGGUAGUACAUUAUGUAGGUUUUUUUCUCUUUUUCAUAGUAUGUUCUAAAGCCUAAAUGUGCAUCAUCUACUUAAGAGGGAACUAACAACUGAGUUGUGAUUUUAAAUCUCUCAACUCACACUGUACUGAGCGUGAAGUACUGAGUUUACUGAAUUCUAUUUCUCUAAAGAAACAUCUGUUUGGCUAUACAUUUUACAUGCUUUUCCUUCCUGGUGUUAGAUCUUAAUAAUGAAGUGAAGAAACAGAAAAAGGACUCCCCUGGAAACUCCCCCUUUAGUGAUUAAACCCCAAUAGGAAUCAGAUAUGUUUUGAUGUAGAUGCCUGUUGUAGACGUUUUUAAAAUCUUAUCCUCUAUAACUAAUAUUUAAUAACAGUACUCUGGACUAUGCAACAAUGUGAUGAAAGAACUUAGUAAAUGCACCACAGUCCCAGUUUAUAAUAAUUUUGAUGGCCUAACACUCACCUAGUGUCACAAUCAUACUUUUUUUUUUUUAAUUUGAAGAAUCAUUGAGCGUGUAUAUCAACUGGAAAAAAAAUAAAAUAUGAAUUUGUCUAUGUCCAGCUAUGUGAAAAAUUACAAAAAAUCAAAAAACUGUCACUCUUAGUCAAUGUGACAGUAUAACAGGAGUGGAAAUUGGACAUACAGUACUUUCCACGGGAUGGUAAAGCAGCUUCAAGUGGGAUGUAAAGAACUGAUACUGUGAAUUUUUUUCCCUUGUAUAUAAUUUGGUGGCAAACAGGAAGGGAGGUUCUCACUUUGGUUGAGAUCAUGGGUAAUUUAUUUAAUUUUUUUAUUUUAUUUAACUUGUUUCAUUUAGAAAUACAAGGCAUACAGAAAUGCAGCACUGCCAAAUCCAGUGAGCCGUUCUAUGUAACAAAACAUAUUACAAACGUUUGGAAGGACUAUGCAUACGUUGGUGAUGUUCAAUGUUUACCCAGUAAGGAUGAAUGAGAAGCAUACUUAUAAAAA
Messenger RNA from Spea bombifrons (plains spadefoot toad), 1932 nucleotides. RefSeq names its product thioredoxin 2 (gene TXN2). Gene Ontology annotation, molecular function: protein-disulfide reductase activity. Gene Ontology annotation, biological process: cell redox homeostasis. Gene Ontology annotation, cellular component: mitochondrion. The record is from RefSeq and is a predicted model, not a curated record. Bases 119 to 649 code for a protein of 176 amino acids. The transcript has 4 exons. Lineage: Eukaryota; Metazoa; Chordata; Amphibia; Anura; Pelobatidae.